GAAGAAGAGGCGAUGAGUGUAACACCCCUACAGAAAAUGGGAGGUGGAAGCUUCAUAACUUGAUAUCAUUUUAAGGUUUGCAUCUGAUCAGAUAACAGGGAACAUCGGUGUAGGAACUGAUCAGCACACACAUUUUGGCCAGUUGCCAUGGUAACAGGAGGAAUGCCGAUAUUGUUAACUUUACUGCUGAGUCUUGGCAACGAUCCAUCAGCCAAAUUGAAGUCAAAGACAAUCCAGCUUAGCGAGAACGCCCACGAUUCACCGACUAAUUUCGAAACAUCGUUAGUAGCGCAAACUGAUGCCAAAGGGGAAAGAACACAAAUGGAUCCUACCCUGUUUCUCAUCAUGGAUAACUACAAAAAAUGGUAUCGGACAAAAGAGCGAGUCGAAGCUUACUUCAACCGUUUUGUAGGGCUAGAAAGAAACAAUCUUAAUUUUAACUUCCAAGUGCCCAGCAAAAAAGACCGAACAUUUACACAUUGCUUUGAAGUAUGUAAUUUCUGCAGAAAAGAAAUGCCUAGUUAUAUACAUGCACUUUGCGAGCAAGAAUGUCGCAACCCUAGAGACAUAGUGAAAGAAAAUUACUAUCUCUGCGCUGAUCGGCUUCCAUCUGUAAUACCUUAGAAAUGACAGAACAUGUGUUUUACCGCCGAAUUCUCGGAUAAAGCUAAUUCAUCCAUCAAGAUUCCAUUUUCAAACUUCAAUAUCUUGGGAAGUUUUAAGAUGUUUCGAAAGCAACGGUGACUUAAAGGGGUUAUAUUGAUAGGGACGAGUUGAGAGUAAGUUUCAAAAAAUUGUCGCUGCUUUUUGCACUCAUAAUUCCAUGCCAUGCCAAUUCUCUAAAAAGUCCAGCAGUUCUGAGUGUUUCACAAAUUGCUUUCAACAUUUUACCUCUCUAUCCCUUAUAAUUCCUCUAAAGUAUCAGUAUGCUGAAACUGUUCAAUAUAUCAAACAUUCUGAUACUAUAUAACGAAUCUACAAUGAAGCGUGCAAUGCUUACACGAUUCUCAGCAAGACUUUUAUAACUAUAGCAGUAAUAAUUAUAUAAUUAAUAAAAUUGCUAGUUGUUUUCUAUGGUGAAAAUGACAGAACAUAGCUAGAGCACCUGUUAACCUAACAAUAAUAUCUUGAAUUAUCAGAAAGAUAAUUAUACCAUUUGUAGUAAUCCGUUCUUUUCUCGGAAUCGUGACUUGCAUGUUUCAUGAUUUUAAGAUUCAACUUAUUAAUUAUCAUGCAUUAAGUUAUGAUAAAUAAUGUCAUCUCAUUUUCUUUACAGUUCUGAGAUGGCGUGGUAUUUUAAAUGUGAUUGAAUAUAAAUAAAAAAAAAACUUAGGGGUGAUAUCACAUUUUGAUUCGCAAGGUUUUGGUUG
Messenger RNA from Owenia fusiformis, 1370 nucleotides. The record is from the annotation of a GenBank genome assembly. Lineage: Eukaryota; Metazoa; Annelida; Polychaeta; Sabellida; Oweniidae.